UGGGACAGGGCCGCCAGUGAUAAAGGAACCCCCGGUGUCCUGAAACUCAAGUUUGACGCCAUUCAGGACUGUGGUGUGUGUACGGCUGCACGAGGCAAACCGCGCGUGUACAGCAGGAUCCCGGUUCGCACCAGUGGCCAACCGCCCGGCGCAACAGUAGAGCUUUGCACGGGACCGCUGCAACAAUGCACCACUCGGAGAUGAAGGCCGUAGCUCUGUGUUCGUUGGUCCUGCUGCUCACGCUAGUAUCAGCAAAAGGUGCAUCAUAUCAGAGUUCCGAGGCGGCCGGUGGCGGCGGUGGCGACGGCGGACAGCUGGGCGACGUGCUCCUCGAGGAGCAGAUGUCGUGGGCCGAGGGCGGCGGCCCCGACGAAGAGCUGGACGAGGCGGCGGCGGAGACCAAGCGCGCAUUCCACGCCAUGCGGGGCAAGAAAGACGAUGACACCUGGGACUCGGAGGACAAGCGCGCUUUCCACGCCAUGCGCGGCAAGCGGCUCCUGGCGCCGGCCAGCGUGGACUCCUUCAUCGCCCAGCUGCGCCGCGCCGUGCUCCAGGGCAAACGCGGGUCCGGGUUCUUCGGCAUGCGCGGAAAGAGGCAGAUGCGUAACGGCCACAAGAGUUCGAGGGCAAAGUUCGUCGCUUCGCGAGGUCGAAGGUCGGCCUCGGGCGAACCUCCAGCCCAGGCGUUCUUCUAGGAGUUCUCCCCGCCUCCACACCCUCUUCCUGACCCUCAAGUCCCGGCGCAUUCCAACGUCCCGCCGCUGCCGUUUCUCGCUCGCGCAGUCAAGCACAUACGCCACCCUGGACGCCAGGACUCGGCCGAAGCCCGCGCGCAAUCGUCCUUCCCCACGCCACUGCGGAACGACCGCCGAUGACGACAUCAGAGACCUCCAAGAAGUCGUGCUCCUCAAGCGAAGAAGAAGGCGUAGUGCGCCCAAAACUGCAACGUCACAACCGGGAUGAUUGUCACCGCUGUGGAUUUGGCGCGCCUCUGGGCCUGCUCGAUGGCUGUCACGUGUAUGCCUGGCGAAGCACGGGCAAAGCGCUGUUCGUUUCCAUUUUGGGGACCUUAGACGCGCUUGCGUGGCUUCCUUAGUGCUGCACCCUGUUUUACGAUUGCCCUUCCUUUGUGGUAGAUUUGGCGGCUGGAAUUUACCUGUGGUGAGCCUUUACGCAAACACUGCGUUCUCCCAACAUUCCAUGACUUGUUGAUGCAUGUAUACAGCCGUUCACGCGGAAAGUUGUCCUUUUUUUUUUUCAGUGAAUAAAUGGGCAACCAGGAAAGCAAAUGUUCCCCCUGCGCCUGUUUUCAGCAACAUAGGCACUGAACGGCUGAAUUCCAGGGUGCCCGCCCUGGCCCCAUGGUACUUUUUUUUUCUCUAUAAAUCCAUGUUUUAAAAAAAGUGGGAACGGCUGCGCAGCACUUAUCACUAACCUAUACACAUCGCCCGAGCCGUGAUCAAGCCGGUAGUUUAGUGCCUUGUGGAAGGUAAAUAACGUAUAAUAACGCAAAAUAAUGCGAAGUGCGUCUAAGUUAGUUCUAAUUAACAGCUUCUUUCUCUGUUCCUCUAAUUAAAGCAGCAUGCAACGUAACACCACUUGCCUGUGAUCUCACGGUGGUGAUGGAGCUUUAUUACGGCUAGCGGCUCACUGGCCUAGAGUGGUAAAUGCGUAGGGUUCAGGAGGUGUCAACCAUACCAGUUAAUAACGAAGUGUGACCUUGUGGAGGCCUGUCACAUAAAUAUAGAACGUGUACCGGCUAAAUUUUCAAACUCGUCUGCACGCAUUAAGUCUGCCGGCACAGUGUCACAAUGAAAUACCUGUUACUAAAAGGUAAAACAAUAAAAAAAAUUCAGUGCCGAGUGGUCCCCGGCAUACCUUUAUGCCUAUAUUUUUUAUUAUUUAAUGUUUUUUUUUUUUAACGUGCAGUUCAGCGGAGUAAGGAGUGCACGUGAGCAAAGGCCGAGCUCAGUGACACGACCAUGCCCACGGGAAGCUUCCAUUAGUGCGAGCUCUUAGCGCCACCUUAAUGCGUGCAAGCGAAGAACAGAAACUUAUGCGUGAAAAAAGAAUGUAAAUUGUGGCCUGAUAAACCGAAAGUAACGUUACCUUUUUUCGAGGAAGCGGAGUGCCGGGCUUCCGGCACAUCGCUAUUAUAAGUCAUGAGAGCCGUUACUUGAGCAAAAAAAAAAUGAAGAAGGUCAAUUUGGCUCUAUUUUAAAACAAAAAAAAAAACAGGCCUUGUACGGGCAAGGAUCACAAAAGGGUUUAUCUGUGCACGCAUAAGCAGAAACACAAAUUGUGCUUUUGACCACGCAUGCUUGUUGCGUGUGCGGAUAAGCGAAUGUUCCAACAAGAACUUUUUCAACAGUUUGGCAGAUGAUGCUGGCAAAAGAAAGAAAUAGUUGUAGCAUGCUCAAGCCUAGAAUGCUGAGUGCUUUAGCAUGCUGAAGCAUACGAUGACCAUCAUCUCAAUCAGGCGACUGCUAAACGACUAACGCGGUGCUUGUCUCUGCGUGCUUUGUAAGUCGGCAUUGCAAACGGUGGUAAAGCGAAAGCGCUUUAGAACUUUGUGGCUUGAACGCUCCUCUAACGCUAUUCUAUUCUCUUGCCGCUUUCACGACGCCCUGAACUACCGGCUGGUCAAACAAUGUGAUAUAGGUCUUAAAUUCCUACAACGACGCCAUGAGCUGUGUACAAAUAAAUUAUUUUGUUCGUGGUGGCGUUACGGAUUAACCAAGGCUAUGCUGUUUUCGAAUCUGCCAUUGCCGAUUGAUCGAAAAAAAAAGACUUAUUGCUUGAGAAUGACAACUAUCAUGCAGUUGACAAUAAAAAGAAAAUAAUGAUAGCGUGGGUUGAUGCAGUGUGACUAAAAUAAAAAAAAGGAUACGUAUUUUAGUUUCACGUGCCCAUCACUUCUUCCCGAGAAGCAGCUACGACGAGGCUCUCUGAUGUCGUACGGCGAGAAGUUUACAAAAAUUGACAAUCGAACGAACGAUAGCAGGUAUAUAUAUAUAUACAUAUACACAGAGUGCUGUUCAUAUAAUCUUCGUGUAGCACGAGAGAUAAUCUUUAUGAAUUGUCGAGAAUCAAGUUGUCAUCUUUGAGAACAGAAACGCAAACCGCUCCUCUUUCUGUCACGUCUUUCUAUAUUGGUGUCUUUAUUUUUUUUUUUCACAUUCACGCAAGCCUCCCGGUUUUGCAACACGAACUUGUUAAUUGGCCAGAUGAAAAUAAAUACGAAAUGUAUAUCCUUCGCACAUUGAAUUUCAGCUGUCAGUCUUUGCCACGAAACGAAACUUCUUUACAUUUUAUUCCUUAACAUUUGUGCAGCAUACUACGCCAAGCAGUCUUCAUCCAAAAUGAUACCUAUAGACACCGUCGUAAGAAUUCACGAGCCCCUUCGAUCGUGACGAAGCUUCGUAAUAGUGCGACUGAGACAAGCCCGAAAACUGGCAGCCGCUGUGCGUUCCUCCAACACUGGUUCUGUUACGUACAAUUCGUCCGUGCGGAAAGCACAGCGCGCUCAGUCCCAGGAGAUGAUGACGCGAGAUUAGGUGUUCUACGACGUUACUCCACUCAGCGCUAUUCAGACGGGCGGGGAAUAAGAACUGGGUGAAGAAAACUUGAAAGCUGCGGGUAACAAGACUGCAUAUUUCCGAUAUCAUUUUCGUAAUUUUUUUUUCAAACGUACCUCGAGCAUGAAGUUACUUAGACGCUGACCGAGACACCGAAAGAGCGAGCAUGUCCUCACCGUUGGAUGAUGGUAAAUAUCAGAACCGUCAAGCGUCGCGUCCUCUUCCGAUCCAGUGAAGUCGACCUCAAAGAUUACUCCCUCACAGUUAGCCCUCUUCCCUCUCUCGCACACACGGACACCUUUGACAACACAAACGUCUCUCACCACGUUCUAACGCGCGCUUAUUUUACUUCUUCGCCGCGAAGAAGCCGUUUAUCCGUACAAGGCCCCCCAUUGUUCCUCGGUAUACGCGAACAGAAGCUCGAUAAAAGCAUUGUUGGCGUCGGCGGCUCGACAAUGCCGGGAUCGAAGCUGCCACUGUCUAAGGCUUAUCGGCAUCGCGCGGCUUGCGCCGUCCGCUUUUCAAGCGAGCCAGUAAUGGCAGUUAGUCUCGAAAGUUAUGGACCGGCUCGGUUGUCUGUGUCAAUGGCAUCGAAAGGCGCGCCGCCACAAAAGCAGGAGACGCGCAAUAAGUGUUCCGCUAAUCGUCCCGACCCGCUGUGUUUCAGCUUUGUUUCGCGACAGCCGCCGCCGUAUCGCUGUUUCAUCGAGAAUAUUUUGAAUGCGAAAAGUCGAGCCUGUACGCUCGCGGUUAGAGAGCGUGCGUAAGUACGUGUUUGCUCGGUCACGUUUUCAUGCUCCAAUAUCAGCGUUCCUGGUUUAAGCAAAAUUCUCGUGGCCUGCUCAUAAGAGCAGGAAAUAGUUGACUUCGCAUUGCUUAGUAUGAAAAUGACCUGAGCGUUACUGUGACUCAUUUUAUUUUCUUGGUGGACUGCACUGCAUCUAUCCGCAUUAACUAAGGUCCGUUCAGGCCGGUUCCGGAGAUAAAUGCAGCCGUUAAUAUCAAUUAAUUUCGGCUGAAGAUCUUUCAGUACUCCCACUAUUCCCAACUGGCUCAUAAUAAAUGAGUAUACUGACUGUAAUGUCUGUUGAAACUAUACUUCAUGCUUAAAAAUAUGGCUCCACAGGCAACUGCCAUUCUGUAUUCUGACCGCAGUAGAGACGUUCUGACUGUCGUAGUUUUCGUAAGUCACUAAUUACGCCGAGUUUCCGUUGACAUUCGUACUAGCGCCCUCAACCAACGAAUAUCACUCAAGACAAGCCUGCGCUUUGCGCAAUUUGUUGCAAGAGUAACCCAGGGAGGGUUUGCGCCCAUGACCCGCAUUUAUGCGGCAAUAUUCUUCGAGUGGUUAAACAAGCUGCUUCCAAGGAAUGAUUAUGUUGCUGGACUUUCUGCUCGAUACGCAGAACCGACGUAGAAAAAUUUUUAAAGCAGCUCCGAUUGAACAAAGUGAUUAGUCUUCGUCUUUAUAAACUUGUCAAAAACAAACGCAAAUAAUAAUAAUAAUAAUAAUAAUAAUAAUAAUAAUAAUAAUAAUAAUAAUAAUAAUAAUAAUAAUAAUAAUAAUAAUAAUAAUAAUA
Molecule: messenger RNA, 5158 nt
Organism: Dermacentor silvarum
Lineage: Eukaryota; Metazoa; Arthropoda; Arachnida; Ixodida; Ixodidae
Exons: 4
Coding region: 186-695 (169 amino acids)
Source: RefSeq, a predicted model, not a curated record